CGGGUGGUUCGGUAGCAGAUGGAGGGGUUUGCCGAGUGGGCUGGACCUACCCCAACACCGAGUACGAGCGGCUGCGGUUCGCCGUGUUCUGUGACCUGCAUCGCCAAGGGUUUGUCAUGACGGGCGGUAUCAAGUUCGGCGCUGACAUGCUGGCCUACCCGGGGGAUCCCUCGCUCUACCACGCGCAGUUCACGGUACGGCCGCUGCUGCCGGGCGAGGCGCUGAACCCCAUGCUGCUCAAAGCGGUGGCCCGUGGGUCACAUGCAGCACGCAAACACGUGCUGCUGGCGUUUUACGCGGAGGGCGAGGCGGCGCUCGGGAAGAGCGUGUGGUUAUCACCUUUGGGGAGCCAACUUCCGCGCAUCAAGUACCUGUCCCUGGCACCCGAGGCCGGGUUCGGCGCCAAUGCCUGAAAUAUAAACUGUUUUGCCAUGCUCGCAUGCGACAGUGAGCUGAGCAGCUAACAGCAAACAGUAAUGUCUUGGGCGACUCGGAUGUCUCUUUGCAGCCUCCUAGCGAAGGAGAGGAGAGGAGUGUCGCAACGAAACGCACCGCAAGACGACGGAGGAGGGCACUGGUAUCGUUGGUGUCCUUCCAUCUGGAGCUCAAUUGGGGGUGCCGAAGGGAUUAUGUAAACUGAGGGGAUGUGUUGCUGUCAGUGAUUGUCCCUCCGGACCUGUGGGUCUCUGGAGGAACCUAAUCACGCCAUUGACACGGCAUUAGGUGCGGUCGCACCCGUGCAAUUAGCGGUGCUCAGUUAUGGUCGGAGGAGGAGGAGAGGCAUGCGUUCGAAGGGUCGGUUUGAAUAAGGUGCACCCAACGGAGAGUUGGGCCCGUGGGGGCUUUACCGUGGUCUACUGUUAACAGUUGCGAGGUCAUGCAACGAUGCAAGCCGUCCUACAAAGGGUGGUUCUGGCAGGAACCGCUGCACGACGAGCGGGAACGCGG
Messenger RNA from Astrephomene gubernaculifera, 948 nucleotides. NCBI's taxonomy places the organism in Eukaryota, Viridiplantae, Chlorophyta, Chlorophyceae, Chlamydomonadales, Astrephomenaceae. The record is from the annotation of a GenBank genome assembly.